CAUCCCAAAAAAGAAGACAAGCAUGCAGCCUACUUGUUAUCUUCUUGCAACACAUGUGCAACACCCCUUCGUGUUGACAUGCACACAUGCAACAGAGAUACAGAAACCAUGAGAAAGACACAUGCGUAGCUCUGUAAUGAAGAACCGCUGGACUCUUGAUUUGUUGCCAAUUUUGGCUACGGCAAGUUUGCUCAUCAAGAUAAGUGGAAUAAUUGCUCUUCGCCCGGAGUUGACUGGUCCUGACAAGGCCUACCACAACUCAAAGGUGGCUUUCCGGUGUAUUGCGCCUGACUCCCCUCCACCUGUCACAUAUGAGCUGUUGAAGGACAGCACUAUUGUGAUUGCCAAAGAUAUCGAUCCCAUAGGGGACCAAUCCUCAUCAUUCUUUCUGAAAGUCUCAGCAGCAUCAGACGGGUCUUACCACUGUAGGGCAACAGCUGGAGGAAAAACAGACGUCAGCAACAGCAUCAAGCUGAGUGUUGUCAGCCCACCAUCAAACACCAGAGUGACCUCCGACCCCUUCCCCCCAGUUGCGUAUGAGGGGUCACGCCUUGUCCUGAGCUGCGAUGCUGAAACAGGCUCACACCUUUCCUACACCUGGUAUUUCAACAGGAAGGAAGUAACAUCUUCAGUCUCGACCUUAUUCCACCUAACUGGGAACAAGCUAGUGAUGGAAAGUGUGACUCCAGAGCAUGCUGGAGAUUAUUCUUGUUGGGCUUGGUCCAUGGUGUAUGACGUCAGAAGGGUUUCUAGCAGCCUGGACGUUCUGGUGACAAUCAAAGUCUAUGUUUCAAAACCGAAGAUCUCCUUCUCCAUUUUCAAAGAGGGAGACAGUUACCGUGGCAACGUAACCUGCUGGUCAUCAAGAGGGAGUCCUCCGGUGAACUUCUUUCUCCUACUAGAUAACAAGGAGGUGGGAUUUGUCACAGCAACAGACUCCCUCACUGCCUGGUUCCAGGUCGCCGUGGUACCCGGGCUGGACAUGGGCGUUGCGCAAUGUCGGAUAAAAACUGAGCUGCAGGAACUGAUGAGUGAGCCGAUGACUCUGGAAGUAGUUCCAGUUGGAGGCGAUGUGAAAGUGGAGGUGGAACAUCUGUACUCAGCCGAAUCCAAAAUGGUCGCUGCCAGGCUGAGCUGCCAUGUCAGCAGAGGAACUUUCCCUCACUUCUCCUGGCUCUUAAACGACACCGUCCUUCCCUCUGAGUCUCAUGAGGAUUUCCACAGCCAGUCCACCCUGCCUCACUUUGUCCUGGCUGAUCACAGACAAACUCUCAUCCUCACUAAGCUUGACCCCAAGGAGUCUGGGUAUUACCGCUGCAGGGCCAGAGAUGACUACGAAGACUCUGGGCCGUGGGUGGAGAGUGCAGCUGAAAUUGUCCAAGUCACAGAUUCUGCAAACAACAAAACAUCCUGCGCUCCUCAGCACAAUGAUGUUUACUUGACCACCAUCGAGGUGAUCACCAUCGCAUUCUGCUGCUUCCUUCUGCUGACGCUGGCUGUGGUUUCAGCCUGCAUGUACAAGAUGUUUGACCACAACCACGCUCAUACCCACAUUUCUUCGCCAAAGUCUGAGGCUCUUCCUCUUUCAGAGCCGACGUCAGGAAAACUGGCUGAUACCUCCUCUACAGAUUGUGAUGUCCUGAAUUAGGUGUACAGGCCGACAAAAUACUAAAUAUACUCUAAUUUACAGCUCCCAUAGCUUGCUCCAAACAAUACAAAUAUGUUCAACAUUUCUCCAAGUGUCCACUAAUGUUACCAACAAUGGGAAAAAAAUGGAGCCCUUACAUACUAUAGAUAUUUUACCAAGGUUAAAUAUUUUAAAUAAGACUCUACCAUGUUAUUGACAGAGUGUAUUUACCUGAGAAGUUAAAAUAUAAUAAAAAUGAAAAACCUACAUGAAGUUUGUGAGAAUACAACAUUAUCGGACCAUAAUGGAUAUAAAGAUCCUACAGCAUUGUUAUGUAAAUUAGCCUGACAAACUAAAAUCUUGAGGCUAAAACCCUACAGCAUCAUUAAUAGCAGAGAACUUGACUAAUGUAGAACUUUUCAAGUUUUUAAGUUUCCAUAGAGAUGGCGGGAUGCAUGGAUGCAGCAGCCCCUUCAGGAGACAGCGAGAGGGAACGUUUUGAGUGUCUUGUCUAUCCCAGACGUUCAUUUACAGCCAAGAGACUUGUCAGGGCAAUGAACGUUGCUAAUAUUGCUGCAGCCGGUUGUGAUUUGGACACACUACACCAACAGACCAGCUGUACCGUCGCUCCUACUCUCCAAUAUCCGCUCCCUCGACAACAAGCUAGACGAGCUACAUUUGCUGGAAGAAACCCGCAUAGAGUGGAAACACUGCUGUGCAUUUGCUUUUACAGAAACAUGGCUCAAUGACAUCAUCCCAGACGGCCAUAGACCUGGAGGAGAUGACAUCGUUCGGGGCGGACAGACAGCUAGCUUUGAACUUGUCCAGAGCGGCUGCAGGAGCAGGACAUUGAACAUUGUCAGGGACUCCUCACACCCUCUCCAUAAACUGAACUGCUGCUAUCAGGCAAACAUUUCCGGAGCACUGAAAGAAUAAACCUCCAGACUGAUCAACAGCUUCAACAGCUUCAUUCCAUAAAGCUGUCAGAUGCUGAACUGCCAAUAGGAAAAGAAAAUAAAGAAGGGAAGACUGGUGUUUCCUCUGCUUAGAAUCUGCUUGCCUAUAUCUCAUAUCUUGUCGUGUCAAGAUCUCCAAAAACUCUUACAUUCCCCUCUGACUAUACUAAACCUUAACAACAACAACAACAACCACCAAACAAAUAAAUAAAUAAAUGUUUAUGCUGUUGCUGUUUUGAUCUUGAGUCACAAAUGUAAGGCUAAGGGUUUUUGUGGGUUGUUUUUGUUUUAAGUGUUUUAAGCAAUAAAGGAAGUAUAGCUGCCAGCAGCAAUGAAGGUGAUGACGAAUGGCCACACACUAAAACAUAUCCUGCUUUAAUAUUUUAAUCAUUGUGGAACCACAAUUUACAAAAUCGACUUCAUGCUGUAUUGAAGAACAGACGAGUGACUAGCAACCGAUUUCCUCAUAGAUGAUCUCCUAUAAUCUACCUUGUUUUUGCCUAUGCAGCCCCCUGCUGGUGGUUUGAAAUAAUGUAGUUCUGGGAACACUGUGAUGUUAGCUCAAUAUUUCACACUUGGUAUUAUCUAUUUCUGAACUUUUCCUCCACUUUCAGCUCUGAAGGGAAUCUAAGUGUUUGAUGACAAAAUAUUUGUUGAUUUGGAAUAUCAGUCAUUAAACUGCAGUAGUACAG
Stegastes partitus (bicolor damselfish) is the source of this 3275-nucleotide messenger RNA. Its product is annotated as Fc receptor-like protein 5. NCBI's taxonomy places the organism in Eukaryota, Metazoa, Chordata, Actinopteri, Pomacentridae. The record is from RefSeq and is a predicted model, not a curated record. The coding region runs from base 122 to 1648 and encodes 508 amino acids. Gene Ontology annotation, molecular function: cell adhesion molecule binding. Gene Ontology annotation, biological process: cell-cell adhesion. Gene Ontology annotation, cellular component: cell-cell junction; plasma membrane. The transcript has 10 exons.